AUGGACGACAGCUUGCCCGACCUAGUCCGUGACUGGGAGCUCGAAACCAAGCUCGUUAGCGAAAAACAAACCAUACACACCACGUAUGUCUCCGACCCCGCUAGAGGGAGGUGGCGGAGGGCUGAGGAGGAGGUGUGGGAUCAAACAACCAUGCUCGGUAGGGGCUCGUUCGGCGUCGUCUCACUGCAAAAAUGCACUUCGGGCCCCAACUCCGGCAGAUUACGUGCCGUCAAGGAGAUACAAGUGACCCUCGAUCGGUCGUUGGACAAGUUCCUAUCCCGGGAGAUCUCGGCAAUUGUCAAGUUUUCCCACAAGCGAUUUCGGGAAUGCUUUGUCCCAUCUUUCGGCUGGUAUAGGGGCAAAGACUCAAUCUUCAUCACCAUGGAGUAUCUCCCCUUGGGCGACCUACAGUCUUACCUUGACAAUCCUCUGCCAGACAGGGAAGCACGGACUAUCACGGAACAAAUCCUCCAAGGCAUUGACUUCAUGCAUCGAAGCAAAUUCGCUCAUCGUGACCUGAAGCCUAAGAACAUCCUCGUGCAGCACAAAGGACCCAAUUGGUGGGUCAAAAUCUCGGACUUUGGUUGCAGCAAGCAGAGCGAGUCAACGUCUCUCCGCACUAUUAUUGGCACAGAGCCAUAUCUGGCACCGGAGCUUCAGAACAUCUUUGCCCCAUCAGACGAAAACGACCUCGAGGACGAAGAGGAUUUGGAUUCCUCGGAGUCCCCCGUCUACUCCCUUGCAAUCGAUAUCUGGGCCCUUGGUGCCAUCACCUUUCGUAUCGCUGCCGGAAAAGUUCCGUUUCCAUCUCCAAUAGGAAAAAGACUAUCCCGAUAUGUCGCUCAUGGGGGCCAAUUCCCCUCCAAUGAGUUAUUGAGCAUCGAAUGCCGUGAUUUCAUAGUCGCCGCCAUGAGCCGGUCUCCACGAGAUCGACCGAGUGCCGCCGCAGCUUUGAAAAACCCUUGGAUUGUUUCCAGAUGCGCUACCGAAGGGGUUGAGUCCGACACAGACGCUGGAAUUGCCUUGAACUCGCACACGAACCUUGAAACACGGCCAGACAGGUCACAAACCACGCUGGAUGAGGCCUCCGGAUCGUGGACUACGAUCCGACAUUUGCCUAGCCGCUUGGAAUCAACGGAGAGAACUCUCACUGAGCUUCCCGACGCUGAUGAAGCCUCGGGAUCGUGGUCAACAGUUCAGCGGGACCCAAACGGUUCAACAGCCCCCAGGCGUCCAAAGUUACAGGAACCCCCAAUUCCGCAACUAUCACCUGUCAAACUUACCUUCGCAACGGAGGAUAGACGCUACUUCACUCCUAAUGGAAAGGUAAUUGAGACUCAUCGAGUACCCUUGGUUUGCGCCUUUUCAGUGGACGGUCGGUGGCUCUUUUCAGCUAGCAAGGCGAGUCUAAGCCAGUCCAUGUUUCAUCUUUGGCGGCAAACCGACCAGGGCGGGUUUGAACAGAUAAAUCCCCAAGUUACAGAUUGUGACUCAAUUUUGGGCGUGGCAGUAUCAUCCAACGGUCGACGGCUCAUCUCAUACCAUAGCAAUAUGGAUGAAGACUCUUAUGUCAGAAGCUGGAAAUUUGCCAAAUCCCUUGAUUAUUGCCAAUCAAAGAGCAAGUUUGGGGCUGAUGGGGCGCCAUAUACUACUACCUGGGGCAUUUCGGCAAAUACCCGCCGAGUCUUUGGAGAGAAGCACACAAGGAGUGGCCCAUCCACGAUCAUCAUAUUGGAACUUGAUUCUAACGACAAUUUCAUCAUUCUUCGGCCGCGAAAACUCAAUUUUAGGGUUGACAAGAUUAUCCCCUCUGCAGAUGGGGAGCAUUACGUCGCUUUUCACACCGAUAAGUGCACCAUCUUCAGUUACCAAGAUGCAAUUGGCUCCCAGUUUGAUCUUUGGAGUCCGAUGAGGCGUGGAGAGCUCGGGUGGCAUGUGGCGAAAAGGGCUGCUGAAUUCUCACUAGACGGUCAAUGGUGCAUCAUUUGGUACAAUCAAAUCCUCAGAAUCUUUCGAAGAACAAUCUUGGGAUGGAAGUCAAGGCAGGAAGUAAAGUUCGAUGCUCAGGCCGUUGCAUUUUCGGCAAAUUCCAAACGCUUCGCAAUGGGAUCCCCCGAUGGCACGAUAUUUAUCUGGAGACUUGAUGGCGACGAUUGUUUUGUCAAGGACGGGAAACUAAAGCUUUCGACUCAGAGCGGACUGCGUUAUCUCACUUUUUCACCAAACGGCCAAUUCCUGGCAACGACGGCAAUGGCAAAGUUUGAGGUGUGGAAGAUAUUUUGA
This is a messenger RNA of Fusarium falciforme, 2283 nucleotides long. RefSeq names its product Protein kinase domain-containing protein. Bases 1 to 2283 code for a protein of 760 amino acids. Gene Ontology annotation, biological process: protein phosphorylation. The transcript is spliced from 3 exons. Gene Ontology annotation, cellular component: cytoplasm. Gene Ontology annotation, molecular function: protein binding; ATP binding; protein serine/threonine kinase activity. NCBI's taxonomy places the organism in Eukaryota, Fungi, Ascomycota, Sordariomycetes, Hypocreales, Nectriaceae. The record is from RefSeq and is a predicted model, not a curated record.